CUUUAUCCUGAAAAGGGGUUGGAAUGUUUCUAGGAAGAUGUCCUUGGCCUGGGGCCUGACCAGGUGGACCCUGGAUGAGGCUGGCAGCCUGGUAGGCAUCAGAGGGAGAAAACUCACCCACCUCAGCCUCUGGGUCCCUAGUUGAGCUUGCUCUCCCAGCUGGAUGCCCCGUGCUCACUGGGCCGUGUGGGAUGCGGCCGGUGGAGCCCUUUGCAUCCUCUCUGACUGGCUCUGUGCCUGUGUGUGGAGGGGGAUGCGGACAGCCAGGGCAGCUCGGCUGCAGGACACAGGGCCUAGGGUCAGGCGGACAGGCGGGCAGACUGGGCUGGUCACCAGCUGUGCCUCCCCUCCCGUCAGACCCAGGGGCUCCCCUAUGGGGGGUCUUUCGGGGCAGUGAGCCCAUGGCCCUGGGAAUUAGGGGUGUGUGGGGGAACCUGGGUGGCACCGGAGGGGCAGCUCUGGUGACCGGGUGGCCUCUGGGAGUUUGUUUCUCCACGUCAGGGACCCCUGGGGCUCUUGGCUGGAGACACACUUGGAUGCCAGAGUGCUGGCCUGGGAGAGUUCCGCUGUGUCCGCCCAGCCUGUGCCAGGCAGCCGGGGCCUCAGGCCAAGGGAGGCGGGGGCAGGAAGGGAGGGUCAGCUCUGGGUGCUCCUUAAACAGCGGCACCCACGGCCGGUGGCAGUGUGUGCGGAGAUCUGUCUGUCUGUCUGCCGGGCUCUUCACGGUACUGGUGGGAGUGCCCCUCCCCCACAUCGCGAGGCUGCCGGGGAGGGGCAGCUGGGCGCGUCAGUGGGCAGCAGAGAUGAGAAGCCAGGGGAGUGCGGGGGGCGGCCCCAGGCAGGGCCCAGCCUGGGUGGGCAGAGGCAGCCGGAAGGUCCUGCGUGUCUGGUUGAGCAAGAUGUCAGUGAAGGAGGGCGCGCAGCGCAAGUGGGCGGCGCUGAAGGAGAAGCUGGGGCCUCAGGACUCGGACCCCACGGAGGCCAACCUGGAGAGCGCCGAGCCCGAGCUCUGCAUCCGGCUGCUGCAGGUGCCCUCCGUGGUCAACUACUCGGGGCUGCGCAAGCGGCUGGAGGGCAGCGACGGUGGCUGGAUGGUGCAGUUCCUGGAGCAGAGUGGCCUGGACCUGCUGCUGGAGGCCCUGGCGCGCCUGUCGGGCCGUGGCGUCGCUCGUAUCGCCGACGCCCUGCUGCAGCUCACAUGCGUCAGCUGCGUGCGCGCCGUCAUGAACUCCCAGGAGGGCAUCCAGUACAUUCUCAGCAACCAGGCCUACGUGCGCCAGCUCUCCCUGGCUCUGGACACGUCCAACAUGAUGGUCAAGAAGCAGGUGUUUGAGCUGCUGGCCGCCCUGUGCAUCUACUCGCCAGAGGGCCACGCCCUGACCCUGGACGCCCUGGACCAUUACAAGACAGUGUGCGGCCAGCAGUACCGCUUCAGCGUCAUCAUGAGUGAGCUCUCGGACAGCGACAACGUGCCCUACGUGGCCACCCUGCUCAGCGUGGUCAACGCCAUCAUCCUCGGCCCAGAGGACGUCCGCGCCCGCGCCCAGCUGCGCAGCGAGUUCAUCGGGCUGCAGCUGCUGGACGUCCUGACGCGGCUGCGAGACCUGGAGGAUGGGGACCUGCUGAUCCAGCUCGAGGCCUUCAGGGAGGCCAGGGCCGAGGACGAGGAGGAGCUGCUGCGGGCCUUCGGCGGCAUUGACAUCAACAGCCACCAGGAGGUCUUCUCCGCACUCUUCCACAAGGUGAGCUGCUCCCCCGCGUCUGCCCACCUGCUGUCCGUGCUGCAGGGCCUCCUGCACCUGGAGCCCAGCCUCCGCUCCAGCCAGCUGCUCUGGGAGGCCCUGGAGAACCUGGUGAACCGGGCGGUGCUCCUGGCCACAGACGGCCAGGAGUGCACCCUGGAGGAGAUGGUUGAACGCCUCCUGUCCAUCAAGGGCCGGCCCCACCCCCGCUCCCUGGACAAGGCCCACAAGAGCACCCAGGCCGACCUUGGCCAGAGCCAAAGGGGCAGCUCCCCGCAAAACUCUGGCGCCCCGACGGCAGACCUGGGGGACCAGCAGCCAGCUGCGGCCCUCGGCAGCCCUCUCGUCGCCAGCGUCCAGGGCGAGCGCGGGCCGGCACCGCAGCCAACAGCCCCGGAGCAGCUGGAGCGCCCCCCGCCCCCGCCGGCGCCCCCGCUCCCUGGCCCCACGACCGUGCCCCCUCCCCCGCCCCCUCCCCCGCCGCCGCCCCCGCCCCCGCCCCUGCCGAGUAUGAGGGCUGCAUUCCCCUCGCCCCCGCCGCCCCCGCCACCCCCACUGCCUAACUCUGCUGGGACCAUACCGCCCCCACCUCCCCUCCCGGGCCUGGGGGGCCCGCCCCCACCUCCCCCACCUCCCCUCCCGGGCCUGGGGGGCCCGCCCCCACCUCCCCCACCGCCCCUCCCGGGCCUGGGGGGCCCGCCCCCGCCGCCACCCCUGCCCGGGGUCUCCGGGCCCCCUACCGCGGACGGCGUGGAGGAGAUCAUCGUGGCCCAGGUGGAUGGCGGCCUGGGCUCGGCCUGGGUCCCCCGCCACCGGCGCGUGAACCCUCCCACCCUGCGCAUGAAGAAGCUGAACUGGCAGAAGCUGCCAUCCAGUGUGGCCCGCGAGCGCAGCUCCAUGUGGGCAACGUUGAGCAGCCCCGACACCGAGGUGGUGGAGCCCGACUUCUCCAGCAUCGAGCGGCUCUUCUCCUUCCCCACGGCCAAACCCAAGGAGCAGGCCGUGGCCCCGGCCAGGAAGGAGCCCAAGGAGAUCACUUUUCUGGACUCCAAGAAGAGCCUGAACCUCAACAUCUUCCUGAAGCAGUUUAAAUGCUCCAACGAGGAGGUCACCGCCAUGAUCCGGGCUGGGGACAGCACCAAGUUCGACGUGGAGGUCCUCAAGCAGCUCCUCAAGCUUCUUCCGGAGAAGCAUGAGAUCGAGAACCUGCGCUCCUUCACGGAGGAUCGGGCCAGGCUCGCCAGCGCCGACCAGUUCUACCUCCUCCUGCUGAGCAUCCCCUGCUACCAGCUUCGGAUCGAGUGCAUGCUGCUGUGUGAGGGCACAGCCGUCGUGCUGGACAUGGUGCGGCCUAAGGCCCAGCUGCUGCUCACCGCCUGUGAGAGCCUGCUCACCAGUCACCGGCUGCCCGUCUUCUGCCAGCUGAUCCUGAAAAUCGGGAACUUCCUCAACUACGGCAGCCACACUGGGGAUGCUGACGGCUUCAAGAUAAGCACACUGCUGAAGCUCACAGAGACCAAGUCCCAGCAGAGCCGGGUCACACUGCUGCACCAUGUGCUGGAGGAAGUGGAGGAGAACCACCCCGACCUCCUGCAGCUACCCCAGGACCUGGAGCUGCCUGCCCGAGCCGCAGGGAUCAACCUGGAUGCCAUCCACUCGGAGUCCAGCACUAACCUGAAGAAGCUCCUGGAGAUGGAGCGGAAAGUGUCCUCCUCCAUCCCGGAGGUGCAGGAGCAGUACUCCCACCGCCUCCAGGCCAGCAUCACAGACUCGCAGGCUCUGGAGGAGGUGUUCCAGGCCAUCGAGCAGAAGCAGCUGGAGCUGGCUAGUUACCUGUGUGAGGACGCCCAGCAGCUAUCUCUGGAGGACACGCUCAGCACCAUGAAGACCUUCCGGGAUCUCUUCCUCCGCGCCCUGAAGGAGAACAAGGAUCGGAAGGAGCAGGCAGCCAAGGCUGAGAGGAGGAAGCAGCAGCUGGCAGAGGAGGAGGCCCGCAGGCCGCGGGGCGAGGGCGGCAAAGCCGCCAGGAGGGGAGGCGGGAAGCAAGAAGAGGUGUGUGUCAUCGACGCCCUGCUGGCUGACAUCAGAAAGGGCUUCCAGCUGCGUAAGACCGCCCGCGGCCGAGGGGACGCAGAGGCAGCCAGCAGGGCAGCCGCCACCGACCCCCCGAGGAACAGGGCACCUGCCGCCACCAGGGACCCCGUGGGAGGUGCCAGCCCCCCCACCUCUGAGCCUGGUCUGGACACUGCAGCCGCCAGGGAGCCCCAGGGCUGGGACCUCGCGGAUGCCAUUCCCACCAGCCGCCAGCCCGCUGGAGACUCAUCAGAGACGGGUGGCCCUGGGGCCCUGGAGAGGCGCUCUUCCUGGUACACAGAUGCCAGCGAUUUCCUGCCCACGGAGGACCCCCAGGGCCCCCAGCCCCCUGCAGGGGCUUGGCCAGUGGUACUGGGAGACGCUCAAGCCCUGAAGCCCCUCGACUUCAGUGACCAGCCCCCCAAAGCCAUGGAUCUGAGCCCAGACGCUGAGGAGCCCCUGGCCACACUGGGUGCCCGCCAGGCUGAGGCCAGCAGUGCAGAUGAGGGCCUGGAGGACGCAGCUGCCCUCUGCCGCCGCGCCGGCCUCCCCGCUGCAGGCCCUGACGAGGACGGGGACGGGGAGCUCACGGCCCCAGACUCCGCGCUGGACACCUCCCUGGACAGGUCCUUCUCCGAGGAUGCCGUGACUGACUCGUCAGGGUCCAGCACCCUCCCCAGGGCUCAGGGCCGGACGUCAAAGGGCACAGGCAAACGGAGGAAGAAGCGCUCCUCCAGGAACCAGGAAGAGGUUGCCCCCGACCCUGACGAUAAUAAAACAAAAAGGCUCUGUGUGAUCCAGUGAGGCCUCAGGCCCAGGUCCAGAGCCAAGUAAGAGGAGCCACAGCAGGGCUGCCGGGCGAGCUGUUGGUCGGGGCCCCGGGCCAGACGGGGCCAGCCCCCGGGAAGCCCAGACUCCGUGCCUUACCCGGCCUCACUGCGGCCUCUCGGAGCCUCGGGCCGUUGAGGCCAGGAUCCCCUGGCACCCCCCUGGCCUGCCUGCACGCCCCUGCCCUCGUGGUCUGCUUUCUAAAUGCCGCCGCCCAGCCCCGACCCACACCGCAUGCACCAUGGCCCCCACCCGGCCACCUGGGGGGGUGGGUCCAGUGGCUGCGUCCGGGGCACCCCGAGCUUGUGACCUGGCUCCCAGAUUCCCCUGGGGACAGGCCCUCACAGACCUCCCCGCCGAAGUGGCGGAGCCAGGGAGGACUGGAGCCCUGCUCCACAGCUCUGCCCCCAACUCAGUUGGGCUGAAGCAGUCGUUUUUAACUGAAAUGGGAUGAUCUGUGGGUUUCUACUGUUUUAUGUGGCCAAGCUGGGGACAGGUAGGUGGGUGAGAGGACCCAGGGCCUUCGGGUAGAGGCAGGCUGUCUGGCCGUGCACAGGAGAGCCAAGGCCCCUCUACUCAGAAGAGGGAGACCCCCAUGGAGUUGGCACCCACCCCCACACCUCCAGCCCUGAGGUGGGGAGGGGGCUGCCCUUGGGGUCCCUUCGUCAACAAGACACUGGGCCUGCACCUGCUGAGGGGAGGCCAGGAUCCAGGCCGAGGGGCCAGAGGGGCUGCCAUCUCCUCACUGACCUGUGGGCCCCUUGCACUGCCCCCGCCCUGUGUGUGUGCUACCAAGACUGGAGAAACUUUGGCCAAUAAAGAACAAGGCUAGCCCA
This is a messenger RNA of Bubalus bubalis (water buffalo), 5479 nucleotides long. It is a transcript of the gene INF2, whose product is annotated as inverted formin 2. Gene Ontology annotation, biological process: actin cytoskeleton organization. The transcript is spliced from 23 exons. The coding region runs from base 192 to 4619 and encodes 1475 amino acids. Lineage: Eukaryota; Metazoa; Chordata; Mammalia; Artiodactyla; Bovidae. The record is from RefSeq and is a predicted model, not a curated record. Gene Ontology annotation, molecular function: actin binding; small GTPase binding.